This is a messenger RNA of Debaryomyces fabryi, 2325 nucleotides long. RefSeq names its product 3-isopropylmalate dehydratase (gene LEU1). Lineage: Eukaryota; Fungi; Ascomycota; Pichiomycetes; Serinales; Debaryomycetaceae. Gene Ontology annotation, cellular component: 3-isopropylmalate dehydratase complex. The transcript has a single exon. The record is from RefSeq and is a predicted model, not a curated record. Bases 1 to 2325 code for a protein of 774 amino acids. Gene Ontology annotation, molecular function: 4 iron, 4 sulfur cluster binding; 3-isopropylmalate dehydratase activity. Gene Ontology annotation, biological process: L-leucine biosynthetic process.
AUGUCAGCUAAACCAAGAACGUUAUACGAUAAAGUGUUUGAAGAUCACAUAGUUCACAGGGACGAAUCGGGGUCUUAUUUAAUAUAUAUAGAUAGACAUCUUGUGCACGAAGUUACUUCACCACAAGCAUUCGAGGGAUUGAGCAAUGCAGGUAGAACGGUCAGAAGAACCGAUUGUACUUUGGCUACAGUUGACCAUAAUAUCCCUACCAGUUCCAGAGUUGACUUCAAGGACAUUGACACAUUCAUUGAGCAAGAAGACUCGAGAUUACAAGUGAAGACAUUAGAACAGAAUGUGAAGGAUUUUGACGUCACCUACUUCGGAAUGAGUGACGAGAGACAAGGUAUUGUGCAUAUUGUUGGACCCGAACAAGGAUUUACAUUACCAGGUACCACUGUGGUGUGUGGUGACUCGCAUACUUCUACGCACGGUGCGUUCGGUUCAUUGGCAUUCGGUAUUGGUACUUCGGAAGUCGAGCACGUCUUAGCCACUCAGACCAUUAUUCAAGCCAAGUCCAAGAACAUGAGAAUCCAGGUUAAUGGUGACUUGGCUCCGGGUAUAACCUCCAAGGAUUUAGUUUUGCAUGUCAUUGGUGUAAUUGGUACUGCUGGUGGUACCGGUUGUGUCAUUGAAUUUGCUGGUAAGGCCAUUGAAAGCUUAUCAAUGGAAGCUAGAAUGUCUAUCUGUAAUAUGGCAAUUGAAGGUGGUGCCCGUGCUGGUAUGAUUAAGCCAGAUGAAAUCACCUUCAAUUACAUCAAGGGAAGACCAUUAGCUCCAAAGGGCGAAGAAUGGGAAAAGGCUCUUGCAUACUGGAAAACCUUGCAUUCAGAUGAAGACGCUAAGUUUGAUUACGAUAUUAAAAUCGAUGCUGCUGAUAUUGUCCCAACUAUCACCUGGGGUAACUCUCCUCAAGAUGCUUUGCCUAUCACCGCCAAAGUUCCUGAUCCAUCUACUGUUUCUGACCCAAUUGUGAAGUCUGGAAUGGAAAGAGCAUUAAAAUAUCAAGGUUUAAAACCGAAUACCCCAUUAAAGGAUAUUAAAAUUGACAAGGCAUUCAUUGGUUCAUGUACCAAUGCACGUAUUGAAGAUUUAAGAGCUGCUGCUAAAGUUGCUAAAGGUCAUAAAAAGGCUGACAACGUCAAGUUGGUUUUAGUUGUUCCAGGUUCUGGUUUGAUCAAGGCCCAAGCUGAGAAAGAAGGUUUGCAUAAAAUUUUUGAACAAGCAGGAUUUUCUUGGAGAGAAGCUGGUUGUUCGAUGUGUUUAGGUAUGAACCCAGAUAUUUUAGACCCAGAAGAAAGAUGUGCAUCUACAUCUAACAGAAAUUUUGAAGGUCGUCAAGGUGCCGCUUCGAGAACUCACUUAAUGUCUCCUGCUAUGGCAGCAGCUGCAGCUAUCAAGGGUCAUUUCACUGAUAUUCGUGAAUUUGACUACGAUAAUACUGAUGAACCAUCAGUUGCUAUUGGCUCAGAUGAAGACCAAGCAUUACAAGACGCUGUUUACGAACAUGAAAAACAACCAGUCGAUGAUUCUGCUUCUAUCAGAGAUGAACAACUUAACGAUAUUCCAAGAGAACCAGAAACUAAGAAAUCGAAGGUUAUUAAGGCCACCUCUACACCUGCUGGUAUGGACAAAUUCACUGUUCUUACUAGUAUCACUGCACCUUUAGACAAGGCUAAUGUUGAUACUGACGCUAUUAUUCCAAAGCAAUUCUUGAAGACCAUUAAGCGUACUGGUUUAAAGAAUGGUUUGUUCUACGAAGCCAGAUUUGUCAAAGACCCAAAGACUGGAAAAGAUACUGAAACUGACUUUGUAUUAAAUGUCAAUCCAUACCGUAGCGCUGAAAUCUUAUUAGUCACUGGUGAUAACUUCGGUUGCGGUUCAUCCAGAGAACACGCUCCUUGGGCAUUAAAGGAUUUCGGUAUCAAAUGUAUGAUUGCUCCAUCAUUUGGUGAUAUUUUCUACAAUAACUCUUGUAAGAAUGGUUUAUUACCAAUUAGAAUUCCUCAAGAUGUUAUCAAGUCCAAAUUAUACCCUGUCGCCGUUGCGGGCAAGAAAUUGACUGUCGAUUUACCAAACCAACAAAUCAGAAAUGGUGAAACUGAUGAAGUUUUAGUUGAAAAUUUUGAUAUAGAACAAUUCAGAAAGCACUGUUUAGUCAAUGGUUUAGAUGAUAUUGGAUUAACUUUACAGAAGGAAGAAUUCAUUACUAAAUACGAAACUAUAAGAAGAGAUAAAUUUUCUUUCUUAGAAGGUGGUUCUAAAUUAAUCAAACCAAUUAAGGGUGCUAAGAAGUCUGUCUAUGGCCUUAAAACACAAGAAUGGUAA